This is a messenger RNA of Plasmodium vinckei vinckei, 510 nucleotides long. RefSeq names its product centrin-4, putative. The coding region runs from base 1 to 510 and encodes 169 amino acids. The record is from RefSeq and is a predicted model, not a curated record. The transcript has 3 exons. Gene Ontology annotation, biological process: spindle pole body duplication. Gene Ontology annotation, cellular component: microtubule organizing center. Gene Ontology annotation, molecular function: microtubule binding; calcium ion binding. NCBI's taxonomy places the organism in Eukaryota, Apicomplexa, Aconoidasida, Haemosporida, Plasmodiidae.
AUGAUAGUCGAAGGAAAAAUAGAAACAGAAAUUAAUGAAGACAUAGAAAAAGAAAUAUAUGAAUGCUUCUCAUUAUUUGAUACAAGUAAAAGUGGGUAUAUUGAUAUUAGGGAAUUUUAUUUUGCUUUAAAAUCUCUUGGUUUAAAUUUUAAAAAAGACCAAGUAAAAAAAUUAUUUUUAGAAAUAAAAAAUAAUAUUGAUGAUAAACUAAAUUUUGAUGAAUUUUUUGAUAUCGCAUCAAAGCAUAUAAAUACCAGAUAUAAUGAAGAAGAAAUAGAUAACAUGUUUUCACUUUUUGAUCCCAAUGAUACUGGAAAAAUUACUUUGAGUUCUCUUAAAACGGCUUGCGAUGACAUAGGGGAACACAUUGAAGAGUCGGAACUAAAACGUAUGAUCGAUUAUGCUGAUAAAAAUAAUGAUAAAUCUAUUGAUAAAAGUGAAUUUAAAAAUUUGGUUUUGUCUAUUUGGAAAAAUGCACUCUUAAGUGAUUUGGAUUCAGAUUAUGAAUAA